Molecule: messenger RNA, 576 nt
Organism: Penicillium atrosanguineum
Lineage: Eukaryota; Fungi; Ascomycota; Eurotiomycetes; Eurotiales; Aspergillaceae
Exons: 2
Coding region: 1-576 (191 amino acids)
Source: RefSeq, a predicted model, not a curated record
AUGUCCCUCAAGCGCAAGGCUUCUUUCUCGGCGAUGCCUUUCGCUCCUUCAGCUCUCGCGCCCAGCGAAUGGGGCAUGGCUGACGGCUCUCAACACCUUAACAGCCGGACCCGAAAGCGUUUCCGAGAUGGACGUCCCAGUGACGACGUCGUAUAUGAGAAAACCCUCCGCUGGAUCUAUUCCGCCCAGCAACAGCAACCACAACAACAAAUGGAAACGUCGACUGGCCCGAUCGAUGAGGCCAUGGACUCGGAGCCAACCCUUCCCUCCCCCGAGACCGUGGAUCCGCGACAGCAAACACUUCUGCGAUUCUUCCAGCCGCGACCUCAAGUGGCGUCGUCUUUUCGCCCUUCACGUCAGGCGCUGGCACCCCGGGCCAAUGAGACUGCUAUUGACCGAGACGAUAUGCUUCGACGUCAAGCAUUCAUGAACCCAGCUGGUAGCUCGAGUGGAAGCGAGACAAUGAGCCCCGGUGUCAACCAGAUGCAUAUGGAUAUGGAUGUCGAUAUGGACACUGAUCAGAGCAGUGAACGGUCAAACCCAGCCUCCAAUAUAGACGUAAUGGGAUGGAUGUAA